This is a messenger RNA of Talaromyces rugulosus, 894 nucleotides long. RefSeq lists its product as uncharacterized. The coding region runs from base 1 to 894 and encodes 297 amino acids. The transcript has 2 exons. Lineage: Eukaryota; Fungi; Ascomycota; Eurotiomycetes; Eurotiales; Trichocomaceae. The record is from RefSeq and is a predicted model, not a curated record.
AUGGGGACGACUACUGUCAUCAUCACAGUUCGCGACAUGCCGUCCAACCCGAGACAAAUAGCCGAUAUGGCGGGAGAGAUCUGUCGAAUGAUUGACUGCCGUGUAGAACUUCAGUUCUGCAGCCUCAAGCUGGUAGACCCCGCACAACAGACAGAGAGAAAUCCUCGCAAGCUAGUGAACACAUAUCAAUCUGUUAGAUGUGCAUUCCCAAGCCAAAUAUUACAGGAUGAGUUCCUUUCCGACAUUGCAUCCGAUAUUCAUCGCACGAAUUCGAAAAUCCAACACCUGGAAAUAGAAUCCAAACAAACCGAAAACCGCAAAGAACUUGGACAUUGGAAACACAGGCUUCUCCGCCUGAAGGAAAAGCGGUCCUCUAUCCACAACAUGGAUUCGCACAUUGGUUUCGUCGCUGUAACUUCAGGACUGCCCGUCCACAAUGGACAUCAUUUGGACUGGGCAUCGAUCACCCUUAGCGGACUUGAAAAACCACUACGGUCGGUAAACAUGAUCCCUAACAUACAGGAACGAUCUCAAACCCCAGUCCCACUAUCAAAUUGGCCCGGAAAGCUCGAAGGAGGUGCCAAGGUCUGCAAAAUGGGAUCGUCAGGUGUGACCGAAGAAGUGGUAAAUACGGUGCCCAGCUACAUGCGGUUCGGGGAAACCGAACACACUAUCCCUAUCGCAAUAGAAUGGGCAGUCAUUCCAACCAUGAAAUACAAAAAUUUCAGUGAGCCAGGAGAUUCUGGAGCAUGGGUAGUUGAUCGUCUUGGAAAUCAUCUAGUGGGGAUGGUCUUGGGCCGUAACAGUUGCCUUGGAGUCUCCUAUGUGACACCUAUCCGUGAAGUUAUCGAAGACAUUGAAAACCUCACGAACAAAACCGUUAUUCUAUCCUAA